This is a messenger RNA of Brugia pahangi, 2820 nucleotides long. Lineage: Eukaryota; Metazoa; Nematoda; Chromadorea; Rhabditida; Onchocercidae. The record is from the annotation of a GenBank genome assembly.
AUGAAGAUCAUUUGGGAAAGUGACGACUGGCCUGGUUGUGUUGUUGGUUCUAGCAUUACUUGUUUGAAUUGGAUACCUAACGGCAACAAUGCUAACACUGGCCUCUUGGCUACCGGAUCAGAAUCAGGAGCAGUGGGAGUAACAGCAACAGAAGCUUGCCCAAUACGAGAUGAUAACAAGAGAGUUAACUUUAAUCUUCGCGGUCACCAUACUGCGGUGAAUAUAGUAGCAUGGAACAAGGAGCAGAUGAAAUUAGCGAGCUGCGAUAAUUCGGGAAUAAUUUAUGUUUGGGUACCGAACGAAGAAAGAUGGAGUGUAGAAUUGGUAAACGAUCGUGGUAUUAAGGUUCGCGGUGUAAACUGGAGCCCGAGUGGUUCAUCAGCGCUUAUUUGUUAUGAAGAUAAUUUUGUUUUAAUUGGUUCUGCCACAGGUCAGAGGAUAUGGUCUAGUUCAUUUCCUACUACCGUCACUUGCGGUGUAUGGGCUCCCGAUUCGCGCGAAAUUAUUUUGGGAUUCGACAAUGGCACAUUUCAGGUGUUAAAUGAACAAGGUGCGACAGUUACAGAAAGAAAGAUGUAUGUAAAUGGUAGUAUUCGGUUUUUAGCAGCAUCUUCACGACGUGGGAAUGACAGGUGGACGUUAGCCGUCUGUUCUGUAACGGGUCUUCUUAAUUUCUUGAAUUCUUAUGAUGAGAUUGACAGUGCAAAGUGGCAGUGCAAUGAGGAUCUCUUAAACAUUGAGUGGAAUGCUAAUGGUACACUAUUAGCUGUUGUUUGCAAAGAAAAUCAUUUCUUUAUUAUGACAUAUCAAGGAAACGUUAUCUGUGAUAGCCGAGUUUCGCAACCUUCGGCUACUGCUCUCACUGCGUUUGCAUGGGUUCAUGAUGAUCGCUUUAUUAUUGCUACAUCAGGUAAUCAACUUGCUGUUGGACGGGUUCUACAUGAUGUGCCAUCGUUAUUCAGUUUGGUUGCUUAUAACUUAUGGCAGUUAUUGGGCGCAUCCGCACGACAUAUUGAUAUACUCCCACUACCUACACGCGAGCGAAAUGCUAUUCGUGCGUUGGAUCAUCAUAUAAUACGAUGUCGCAUUCCAUCACAAAAUGAUAUGCUGAUGAAGGUUUGUGAGCCCUCUGACUGGCGAUGGUAUUGUACAAUACGCCCAGUACCAAGUAAAGUUCAUACAUAUGUAUUAUGCAUGGAGCACAUGGCCGGCCUCAUUCCUGUUCUACUUGGCAAGCAGACAAAUAGAAUUAUUCCUCAAUUCCAGAUUUCUUUGUACAAUUCAAAAUUGACACUGGUAAAGUCGGAUAGUGGGAGCUCGGCACAAGUUGAAGAUGUAGGCGCAUUUGCUCGACAGUCUACACAGCGGAAUUCUGUUUGGAGGCGAAGUAAACGGCAAUUAAGAGCUCUUAUGAAUCGUUAUGUUAGCUGUACUGUUAACAGAGAUAGGAGUAAACUAGUUCAGAUUACUUCCAAUGUAUGGUGCACUCGUUUUAAAAUGUUCUCCGCUACAACUAAUAUUCUUCCAACUUUCCUCGCUCAAGUUGUGUACAAAACAUCAGUUCUUCACUUGCAACCUCGUCAAAUGACAGUACAGUUGGCUGAUUUGACCAAAAGGACUGGUAGUUCUCUGUUGAGUUCUCAUUGUGCAACAUAUCGUAACCCGACAAAUGAUGCAUAUUCAAGUGACGACAGUGCCUUUCCAAAUGAUAUUCGCAAUCUCACUAUUGCUCCAAGUGAUCGAGAGAAUCUAAUCGGAAGGCGUGAUGUGACAAGUGACAUAGAAGCUCUGAUUGAUGAGACAGUUAAAGAACCGUUAUCAACUGAAGAAAAACUUCUUUUUCAAAGUAUCUUAUCAGAAUUCAAUGAUCUGAAAGCGGCAGUGGAAAGGCAUAUUGCAAAGAUGAAGUGUUUUGCUAGUGAUCUUGAAAGGUCAUCGCAGAAGUUAAACUCUUUCGGUGGUACCACUAACGUGAUAAGAUAUGUCUCUAAAGUGUCAACAAGGGCAACAACGCUUCCCAAAGAAGUAUGCGUAAUUGGUCCAGGCAUGAAAACGCAUUGUGAUGAACUUACCUGCAUUGAACCUUCAACGUCUAGCAGUCAGUGGUCACAACAAUUCGAUGAUAUUGAGUAUAUUGAUGAAGAUGAUGCUGUUGUAAUAGAUGAUACUACUGAACGCACUCCACUUAUCGAAUGUUUUAAACCCACUGAUGCUUCUCGUAAAGGGAUGAGACAGUUAACUGAUAUAACAUCAGUACUGGAUAAACUGGCAAAAUUAGCGAACGAUUUAACUACUCGCUGUGCGGUGGGGCAAUUAAGUAAUGGCGAGAGCUCAAAUUCGGUGAAUCUACAGUCUUCGUCAUAUUACUGUAUGAGCGAUUCAAUAAAAGAAAGUCAUGCAACAGUAUCCUCUCUGAAAUUGCAGUUGAAGGAUAUUUCAAGGAAAGUUUCACAGAUCGAAAGGAAAAUUAGUUAUGAUGAAUUGCUCGAUGAAGUUUGUGGUGAUUUGCAAGAAAGAAUUCAGCAUAUCAAAGCUGUGCUUGGUGAACAGCCUGCAUUAAGUGGUGAAAAUAUCUCUUUCCUUACCAUGAAUAAUAAAGCACCUUUUUGGAAUGAAGCUAGCCAAGUGUUUCAGCUGGAUUUUGGUGGUCGUGUAACUCAAGAAUCAGCAAAGAAUUUCCAAAUCGAAUAUGAUGAUCAGCAGGUUAUGCAAUUUGGACGCAUAGAAAAUGGCGCAUAUACGCUUGAUUUCCGUUCACCAUUCAGUGCUGUGCAAGCAUUUGCUGUUGCACUUGCAUCUAUUACCCAACGUCUAAAAUAG